Messenger RNA from Xyrauchen texanus (razorback sucker), 645 nucleotides. It is a transcript of the gene pla2g1b, whose product is annotated as phospholipase A2, group IB (pancreas). Lineage: Eukaryota; Metazoa; Chordata; Actinopteri; Cypriniformes; Catostomidae. Gene Ontology annotation, biological process: phospholipid metabolic process; lipid catabolic process; arachidonate secretion. Gene Ontology annotation, molecular function: phospholipid binding; calcium ion binding. The record is from RefSeq and is a predicted model, not a curated record. Bases 88 to 543 code for a protein of 151 amino acids. The transcript is spliced from 4 exons.
CAUUGGUUUAUCAAUGUGGGCCGUCCAUCAAGGUUAUAGACUUAUAUAAAUAAUUAGCCGCUUAUACCUGUCACUGUAAUUUGAACCAUGCAAGCCUUUUUGCCUCUCGUGGUCCUGACUGUGAGUCUGCCUGCCUUGCUGGCGAGUCCAGACUAUCGUGCGCUGUGGCAGUUCAGGGCCAUGAUCAUCUGUACCAUACCUGAUAGCUGGCCACUACUGGAUUACGCAGACUACGGAUGCUACUGCGGCAAGGGAGGCUCAGGAGCACCAGUGGAUGAACUGGACAGGUGCUGUCAAGUGCACGAUCAAUGCUAUACUGAUUCGUGGCAACAGGAUGACUGCUGGGGUAUUUUAGACAACCCUUACACUGAAAGCUAUACCUUCUCAUGUGAUUCUCCAGCAAAGAAAGUCACCUGUAAUGCUGAGAAGAAUCGGCCCUGUGAGAUGUUCAUCUGUGAAUGUGACAGAAAAGCAUCCGAAUGCUUUGCUAACGCAGGUUACAACCCAGAGAAUGAGCAUUAUCCCAGUGAAAAUUGCAAAUGAUCUGGAAAACAACAAACCUGUCAUGUUUUAAGAUUGUCUAUAAGUGCAAAAGCAUUGUCAGUACUUUGUGUCAUUAAAGAUAGCAAAGGUAUCUAACAAUCA